Phyllopteryx taeniolatus (common seadragon) is the source of this 983-nucleotide messenger RNA. RefSeq names its product UBX domain protein 2A (gene ubxn2a). The record is from RefSeq and is a predicted model, not a curated record. NCBI's taxonomy places the organism in Eukaryota, Metazoa, Chordata, Actinopteri, Syngnathiformes, Syngnathidae. Gene Ontology annotation, biological process: membrane fusion; autophagosome assembly; nuclear membrane reassembly. The transcript is spliced from 7 exons. Gene Ontology annotation, cellular component: nucleus; cytosol. The coding region runs from base 164 to 901 and encodes 245 amino acids. Gene Ontology annotation, molecular function: ubiquitin binding.
ACCAGAUGAACAGAAAACAAACCUCAUUGCGACACGACCGGCCAAUUUCCGGCGGAUGCGUCAGAGAGCUGCUGCCGUAAAUUAAUCCAGUCACCUGCAGAUGUUUUAGCCGCGGAUUUGCCGUUAAAACACACACACAUACUGAUGGACAAGGCAAGACGACAUGAUACACAAUGACACCGAGGAUGAUGACAAUUGGGUUGCCAGCGAUGACAACGAAGAGGAGGCUCCGAUGAGGUGUAGCUUCUCUGUGGAAGACCUCCUGGACGAGGUGGAGAAGAUCUGUUAUGACGCCUCGGGAACAUCCAAGGUGGAGAUGGUGGUGCGUCUCUGGAAGGACGGCUUCACCGUCAACGACCAGGAGUUCCGCAGCUACUCAGUCCCUGCAAACCAGGAGUUCCUGGAUGCCAUCAAAAGGGGGGAACUUCCGGCAGAGUGGGAGAGCCGAGCAGAGGAGGAGGAACUGGAGGUCAACGUGGAGGAUCUGACGGAGGAAGAGUACGUUCCCAGGAAGAAGGUUUUCCACCCUUUCAGCGGGCGAGGAUACCGGCUCGGCAGCGUGGCGCCCCGAGUGGUGGCCCGCUCGCCGUCGGUGCACGACGACGGCGAAUCUCCCCCCAUCCCCAUGGUAACCCUGGACCACGCCCUGCCGGUCACCUCACUGCAGCUCUGGUUGGCCGACGGCCGCAGGCUGGUGCAGCGCUUCAACCUAUCGCAUCGGAUCGUAGACGUUCACGACUUUGUGUCGCGCUGCCAGAGGAGCUGCCCGCCUUUCGUCUUGACCACGUCGCUUCCCGUGCGGGAGCUCCACGACAAAGAGCUGAGCCUCGAAGCGGCGGACUUGGCCAACGCCGUCAUCGUCCAGCGGCCCCUCAACACUCAUGCCCCCUUUGCGCCAUAAUCCACGUUUCGUUCACCUUAGAUAUACAUACUUACAUACACUCUAAUAUUAAACAGCACCAAAACAAAACAGUCUUCCCAAA